Messenger RNA from Melanaphis sacchari, 1989 nucleotides. RefSeq lists its product as uncharacterized. Gene Ontology annotation, molecular function: zinc ion binding. The transcript is spliced from 6 exons. The record is from RefSeq and is a predicted model, not a curated record. Lineage: Eukaryota; Metazoa; Arthropoda; Insecta; Hemiptera; Aphididae. The coding region runs from base 1 to 1989 and encodes 662 amino acids.
AUGGCAGGAUCGAGAGCAAAAUUCAGCGACCAAUCAGAAACAAAUUUUAAGGAAUGGAAACAGAAGGUUGAAAAAGAAAAUGUUUGUUCGUAUACUACAAAAUCAACGGCUAGUAUUAAAAAUGGUAAACGAACUUAUUACCAUUGUCAUCGUAGUGGAUACUUUAGUAGUAAAUCAUGUGGGAUCAAGCGUAUUAAAAGCCAAGGAAGUAAUAAGAUAGGAUCAACAUGUACAUCUUCAAUGGUGGUGACAGAAGAUGCUAAUGGAAUAAAUGUUGAUUAUAGUAGCACUCAUUUUGGGCAUGGGUCUAAUUUAGGUAGAUGUAGGUUAACUGCUGAUGAACGUUCAAUGAUAGCAGGAAAAAUCUCAGAAGGAGUUAGCUUUUCAAAAAUUUUAGACGAUAUUAGAAAUAAUGUUCAAAGUAUUUAUGACGUCACCACUGUUAUCUCAAAGAGAGAUUUACGAAAUGUUGAAAGGGAUUUCAAUUUAGUUGAGGGUAAAGCUCAUUCUUCAGACUAUGUUAGUGUACGUAUAUGGAUGGAAAAUAUGAAUAGUUUGUCUGAAGAAGAAAAUCCAAUCAUUUAUUCCUAUUUGGAAAACGAUGAUGUAUUUUUGAUUAUUGCAACCAAGUUUCAAUUAGAAAUGAUUCAAAAAUUUGGUUAUGAAAAAAUCUGUGUAGACUCUACCCACGGUACCACAGAGUAUGACCUUCUUCUUACUACACUAGUUGUAGUGGAUGAGUAUGGUAAUGGAUUUCCUUGUUGCUUUUGUUUUACCAAGAAAAAAGACACCAAAACAUGGAUCACUUUUUUUACAAAAGUUAAAGAAAGAACUGGCAAUAUAAAAACGAAGGUUUUUAUGAGUGAUGAUGAUCCAGCAUUUUAUAAUGCUUGGUGCAAUGUCAUGGGUAAUGCUGAGCAUAAACUUCUCUGUAGUUGGCAUGUUGAUCAUUCAUGGCGUAAACAAAUACAGACAAAAAUUAAAGGUUCAUUCGAAAAGAAAACCUAUAUUUAUAAAACACUCAAAAUCUUACAACAUGAAACAAAUGUAGAAGAUUUUGAAAAUAUGUUGGCUGGAAUAUCUGAUGAAUUGAGAGAUGACAACGAUACAAAAGAAUUUUAUCAUUACUUUCAAUGUAAUUAUCUUAAUAGAGUAGAGCAAUGGGCAUAUUGCCAUCGUAAUUUAUGUGGCAUCAAUACCAAUAUGUAUUUGGAGUCUAUACAUAAGACCAUCAAAUAUUUUUAUUUAAAUGGACGUAAAAAUAAACGUAUGGAUCAAUGUAUAAAUGCAUUACUCAAGUUCAUACGUGACAAGAUCUUUGAAAGGUUUAUUAAAUUAGCCAAAAAUAAAUACUGCAGUAAAGAAGAUAAAAUUAUGAUUAGCCACAAUGCUGCUGUUAAAAUAUGCGAUGCUAAAAUUGAACGCAUGUCUCCUACAACUUGGAGAAUUAAAUCUACUACUGGAAAAGAAUCAUCCUAUGAUGUCAGUAAAGUACAAGAAAUCUGUGAUUUAAGCAAUUGUAAAUUGAAAUGUCGUUUAUGUAAUAUAUGUAAUCAUAUAUAUACAUGUGGCUGUCCAGAUUUUAUGAUUAGAUCAAAUAUUUGUAAACAUAUUCACUUAAUUUUACUGUCAGAAAAGCAUUUAGUUCAGACUUUUUUCACACAGCCCGAUGAAUCAACUGAACAGUUUGAUAAUUUUGAAAAACUUCUAGUGAAUCAAGAUAUUGUAGAACCUGUUGAAAAAGAAAAAAAUGCAAUUAUUAACAAAUUAAUGGUGGGUGUCGGUUUAAUGAAAUCUAAUGAUUAUUCCAUGGAUGAUUGCACUGAUAUACAAAAGAAACUUGAUUCACUUUUGGAUACCAUUCAAAGAAAUAAAAGGAAGCUAAUAGAUACUAACAACUUAGAGCCUUCCAAUAAAAAAAUUGAUAAGCAGCUUCGACUUGUUACAAAAAAAACUAAUUGUAAAUCUCAACUUCAAAAUAUGUGUUGA